GUGUUGGUGGUGACGUCCGAGGUGUGGGUCAGGCCGCGUGCCGCUCCAGCUUCAGCUAGACCAUGUGACUCCCUCCACCACCACAACAACGCGGCUGCCAGACCUCACUUACGCAUCACAACGGGGGACACAUUCCUAAACACCCUCUCAACAUCGACUAAUAACGAAUAAAGUGUAAUUAAAGAAGACAAUAAACCCCCCCCCCCCAAAAAAAAAGAACAUGUGAAUUUAGUAACAGGAACCCAUUAAUCGUCUUGGUAACGCAAUGUAACGUCUUGUAACAGAGCCAUGACGGACACUACUUAGAUAAAUGUUAUACUUCAGUGUGUGUUGAUUUGACCCAAGUGAUGAACUCAGGAACUUUUGGGAAGUGAUAUUUUUUUUUUCGAUUUUACAAGAUUAUGUCAAGUUCGUCAGCCGUCAGGGAGGUCAGCAGCCGUUCAGCCAGUGUCUUAACUGACGUGACGGGGUUCAGGUGGUGAGGACGAGGCUUGAUGGGCAACCAGCGGGGGCGUGGGCGAGGGUCGAGAGGGAGUUGCCCUGCCUCCUACAGGAUGGUGGUUGAUCACUGGUCGGUCGUGGCCCUCAGAGUCCUCCUGUUCUUGGGUCUCGCUAACAAGGGUUGUACACUAAGGGUGUCAGGAGUGUUAGUACCGCCUGUAGUAGUGUCGGGAACAACGGUUGAGUUAGAGUGUAAUUAUCACCACAGCCUCGACAGACCCGACCCGCUCUACUCGGUCAAGUGGUACCGGGACGUGAACCAGUUUUACGAGUACAUCCCCAAGAGGAAGCCUCCCAUAAGGGUGUUCCCGGUACCUCACAUUAAUGUUGACGAGAGCCACAGCACGCGGGAGAAGGUGCGGCUGACGGGGGUGACGAGGGAGACCUCUGGCAGCUUCAGGUGUGAGGUGAUGGGCGACAAACCUUUCUUCGAGACGGACGACCAUACUGUAAACAUGACGGUGGUGGACGUGCCGUUGGACCAG
Molecule: messenger RNA, 986 nt
Organism: Homarus americanus (American lobster)
Lineage: Eukaryota; Metazoa; Arthropoda; Malacostraca; Decapoda; Nephropidae
Exons: 5
Source: RefSeq, a predicted model, not a curated record